UUAAAAAAUUGUUAUUCCCUAAAGUGACUCCUUCUUAAUUUUUGUAAAAUUUACAAAUAAUAAAAUACAUUUUUUAUACCAUUUAAACUAUUUAAAACUAAAAUGACUAUUUAAGGUCAAUAUUCAGAGAAUUACCUAUCUAAAGUUAAAGAAUUUUUGCUUAGAAAAGAAACCAAGGUUUAACUAUUAUAAAGAUGGGAAAAAGAAAAAAGAAAAAAGAAAAAUUAACUAUAAAAAAAAAACUCAAAAAUUUUAAAGGCAACUUAUUUGAGGAAUCUAAGGAUAAGAUAAACUGUGUUAAAUUAAGUAAACAAAACAAUAGGUUUGAAUUAUUAGGCUCUGCUAAUAAUCCCAUAAUAAUUGAUGAAUUUAAUAAAGAAAUAAAUGAACAUAUCAAUAUAGUGAAUAUGAAUGAAACUAAUAGCCGUUGGAAAUUUGUUAGAAAAAAUAAAAAUCAACUAAAAAAAAUUAAUAACCAAAAAAUGAAAAAAAAAAAUAUCAUAUUGUAUGAUGAAAUAAUUAGUAUUGGUAGGAAGCUAAGACCUAUUGCAAUUGAUGCAAAAAAUGUAGCAUUAUUGCAUAGCAUUAAUCAAGAAUUCUCUGCUAAAGGAAUUGAAAUAUGUGUUAAUUGGUUUAAGACACGUGGUCAUUUAGAUAUAGUUGCAUUUUUGACCAAAAAUUAUUUGGAAGAUAAAAAUGAUAUUCUUAAGACAUUAGAAAAAGAAGGCCAUAUAUGUUACACUCCUAUAAGAGAUAAUUUUUCUCAAAGCCCAUCUUAUGAAAGAGUGAUAUUAGAUUAUGCAUCCCAUGUUGGAGCUGCUGUAGUAUCCAAUGAUAAUUAUAAUUGUAUUACUGAUGAUGUAGAUAUAUUCAAUGAUAUUUUGUAUCACAGGACUUUAAAAAUACGAAGAUUCAAGAGUAAAAACGAAAAAACUGUUAGAAAUUUUUAAAAUUUACAUAUAACAAAAUUGUAUAUUCUUCACAAAAACUAUUUUUAAGAAAUAUUCAACAUUUUCAUCUCAUUUAAAUCAACAUCUAUUUUUCGAAAUUAAAAAUUUGUUGGCUAUAAGACUAAAUAA
Daktulosphaira vitifoliae (grape phylloxera) is the source of this 1079-nucleotide messenger RNA. Its product is annotated as probable ribonuclease ZC3H12C. The transcript has 5 exons. The record is from RefSeq and is a predicted model, not a curated record. NCBI's taxonomy places the organism in Eukaryota, Metazoa, Arthropoda, Insecta, Hemiptera, Phylloxeridae. Gene Ontology annotation, molecular function: RNA endonuclease activity; mRNA binding. Gene Ontology annotation, cellular component: cytoplasmic ribonucleoprotein granule; nucleus. Bases 195 to 950 code for a protein of 251 amino acids.